Messenger RNA from Carya illinoinensis, 1291 nucleotides. Its product is annotated as probable receptor-like protein kinase At1g49730. The record is from RefSeq and is a predicted model, not a curated record. Gene Ontology annotation, biological process: protein phosphorylation. Gene Ontology annotation, cellular component: plasma membrane. Bases 302 to 1228 code for a protein of 308 amino acids. The transcript is spliced from 7 exons. Gene Ontology annotation, molecular function: ATP binding; protein kinase activity. Lineage: Eukaryota; Viridiplantae; Streptophyta; Magnoliopsida; Fagales; Juglandaceae.
UUUACAUGAUAGAUUUUAUUCAUCGAGUACUUCUCUCAUGCGUGUCCUUUACGGUUGUAAUGCCAGGAGAGGUGAAGUGAAGCCUCCUCCGCCUGGUACCAAGGGUCCAACUGUAGUAGUUGGUCGUGGUAUUGACAGAGUAGAUGACUAUUUUACCCAUCCAUGAUCUGUUUCUAUACCCCACAAAAGUAAAAAGAAAGUGAUCCGUUGUGUAAAGGAAAGAAGACAAUGAGAUUUCACUUUGCGUCUGUUCACACUGCUCUACUUGGAUCACAAAAACCCACAAAACCAAACUUCCAAAAUGGGCAUGGACCGUUUGAUCCGUAGGUUCAGGCUUCACCUGCUCGCUUGGCUUCACAAAUCUCGCCAUGUUCUCAUUCUAGGUCCAAUAUUAUUUGUGAGGUACUUUUCUUACAAGGAUAUAAAGAAGGCAACAGAUGGUUUUCACAGAAUCAUUUAUACGGAUUCUCAUAGAACAGCUUAUAAGGCAAAAUUUCAAGAUGGUGGGGUUGCUUUGGUAAAAGAAGUAAGAGGCUUUAAUCAAGGAAAAGAUGUCUUCUACAGAGAGUUGCAACUCCUAGGCCGCUUGCAUCACCGCCACCUUCUUCAACUCAGGGGGUUUUCCACUGGACAAAAAAGGUUGUUAGUUUUUGACAAUGUAGAAAACGGAAGCUUGAAGGAGCAUCUUAGUGAUCCUCUUAAAACUCCCUUAAAUUGGAGGACAAGGCUACAAAUAGCCAUUGGCGUAGCAGCUGCAUUGGAAUAUUUGCUUCUCUUCAGUGACCCGCCAAUGUAUCAUUUCUCCAUUAGCUCAAGUAAUAUCAUGUUAGAUGAAAACUUCACAGCAAAACUAUCUGAAGUCGGCCUUCUUUGUUCUUGUGAAGAUUACCUCACAAUGCCCCAUGCCUCGUGUUCGGAAGAAUGUAUGGCUCAGGAGCGUGGUAACGUUAUACUUCAACUUGGCGUGUUGAUUCUUGAGCUUGUUACUGGUCAGUCUUCAGAAAAGGGAGGUCACGCUGAUCUUAUCCAGUGGAUCCAAGGUUCUCGUUUUGCUAGUUCCAUGCAUAGGAUGAUAGACCCAGAUCUCGGAAAUAACUAUGAUUCCAGGGAGCUUAGAAACCUACUAGCUGUAGCAAAAUUGUGUAUUAAAUCUAGGGAUAAGCCAAUGUUUUCUGUUCUGCAUGUACUUCAUUAUCUCCAGCAGAAGGUGGAUGUUCCGCAUGCAUAAUAUUAGCACUCUUGAAUUAUUCCACAGGAAAUUUCCAUAUUUAUUGUUAAAUGUUUUUAUUUU